GCAGGGGAACGCCUUAGCCUACUCACUAGAAAGCUAGGAAGCAGCUCCAGGAAGGAACUAGAGAAGAAAUAUCCAUGCUAGUGGAGCCAGGGAAGAAAUUUAACAAAUUUGUCAAGUCAAAAUUAUUUUCCCACCAACCAGGAUUACUCCAAUCAGGCCCGGACCAGAAGGUGUGGCUUCUGGUGUGUAUUUGUCUGGCUAAUGUAGGCCUUGGAUGAGGCUUGACAGGGUCUCUCUGCAGUUCUGAGUUUUUGGAGACAAGAGGAAACAAGACCAGGAGCUUCAAUUUUUUUUUACAAUUUUAAAAGUCAAAACAACUUAACGAAGAAGGGUGAUGCCAUGGCAGCUACUCCAACAAUGUCACCAGCCACAGGGAUGCUGACCAGUCCGUUCAUGAAGAAGAUGAACACACCUACAUCCCAAGAGGAUGCCAAUAUGGCUGUUAUAGGAGCUGUUAUCGCCGUGGUUUUUCUCACACUCCUUUCAGUUGUUGUGAUAAUUGUUAUUUACCUGUACAAAAAUAAAGGCAACUAUCACACUUAUGAACAACCUGAAGCAGAUCCAGAGGGAUCAGUCCAAAUGGAAGACUUCCCCCAUAAACGUGAAAAAGAAGAGUACUUCAUAUAGAAGAUGCUGGACUUCUGCCAUGUCUUAGACUGUCCUAACUUAAAUAAACAAAAGUUGUAAGUU
This is a messenger RNA of Notechis scutatus (mainland tiger snake), 690 nucleotides long. RefSeq names its product small cell adhesion glycoprotein (gene SMAGP). The record is from RefSeq and is a predicted model, not a curated record. Lineage: Eukaryota; Metazoa; Chordata; Lepidosauria; Squamata; Elapidae.